This is a messenger RNA of Xiphophorus couchianus (Monterrey platyfish), 1969 nucleotides long. It is a transcript of the gene pepd, whose product is annotated as peptidase D. The record is from RefSeq and is a predicted model, not a curated record. Lineage: Eukaryota; Metazoa; Chordata; Actinopteri; Cyprinodontiformes; Poeciliidae. The transcript is spliced from 15 exons. Bases 64 to 1539 code for a protein of 491 amino acids. Gene Ontology annotation, molecular function: metalloaminopeptidase activity; manganese ion binding.
CUGCGUUGCAAAGCCCACGUGACCAUUUUCAACACGUGACCCUCUGGAACAGAAAGUGUCGACAUGGCUUCAGCUGCACAACCCAUCUACUGGCUGGGUAAUGACACCCUGAGGGUGUCCGCUGCCCUUUUCGCUGAGAAUCGUCAAAGAUUGUGCCUGGGGUUGAGAGCUAAAAAGGCUUUACUGCCAAAGUCAGUCGUGUUGCUGCAAGGGGGAGAGCAAACGCAGAGGUACUGCACGGACACCGACAUCCUCUUCAGGCAGGAGUCUUUCUUCCACUGGGCUUUUGGAGUGACAGAGGCUGACUGUUUUGGAGCCAUAGAUGUGGACACGGGAAAAUCCAUUCUUUUUGUUCCUAAACUGCCUGAAAGCUAUGCUACUUGGAUGGGGGAGAUCUUUCCUAGGGAGCACUUCAAGGAGAAGUACGCUGUUGAUGAGGUGCAGUACACCUGUGACGUUUCUGAAGUCCUGUCCAACAUGAAGCCAUCAGUUCUCCUGACACUGCGAGGACAGAACACGGACAGUGGGAGCAUCUGCCGUGAAGCCUCCUUUGAAGGAAUCAGCAGCUUCCAAGUGAACAACACUCUCUUACACCCAGUCAUUGUGGAAUGUCGCCUCCUUAAGACUGAUAUGGAGUUGGAGGUCCUGCGCUACACCAACAGGGUUUCCAGUGAAGCCCACAAAAUGGUGAUGAAAAACAUCAGACCUGGAAAGAAAGAAUAUGAAAUGGAAAGUCUGUUCCAGCACUAUUGCUACUCCAAAGGCGGGAUGCGACACACUUCCUACACCUGCAUCUGUGGAACGGGCAAUAAUUCCUCUGUCCUCCACUACGGUCAUGCAGGGGCUCCAAAUGACAAGACAAUUCAAGAUGGAGACAUGUGUUUGUUUGACAUGGGAGGAGAGUACUACUGCUACUCCUCAGACAUAACCUGCUCCUUCCCGGCCAACGGAAAGUUCACUGCAGACCAGAGGGCAAUCUAUGAGGCGGUCCUAAAAUCCUCACGCGCCGUCAUGGCUGCCCUCAGCCCAGGUGUGAAAUGGACUGACAUGCACCGUCUGGUUGACAAAGUUCACCUGGAGGAACUUGUGAAGAUUGGCAUCCUGCAUGGAAAUGUUGAGGACAUGCUGAAGGUCCACCUGGGUUCUGUCUUCAUGCCGCACGGCCUGGGACACCUGCUGGGCAUUGAUGUUCACGACGUGGGAGGUUACCCAGAGGGGGUGGAGCGCAUUGAUGAGCCUGGACUAAAGAGCCUGCGAAUGGGCCGCCUGGUGCAGGAGAGGAUGGUCCUCACUGUGGAGCCUGGGAUAUACUUCAUAGACCACCUGCUGGACAAGGCCCUGGCCGACCCUGCUCAGAGCUGCUUCAUCAACUCCCAAGUGCUGGCCCGCUUCAGAGGCUUCGGAGGGGUCCGCAUCGAGGAUGACAUUGCAGUGACGGCCAAUGGCAUGGAGCUGCUGACCUGCGUGCCUCGAACAGUGGAGGAGAUCGAAGCUUUCAUGGCCGACUCUGACAAAAACUUCGGUGCUGAGAAUGCCUAAAUAUAAAACAGCAUAUCAUGCAAGUUACUCAAGUCUGAGCUAUCUGAAAUUACCUCUGAUCUUAUUUUAAAUACAUAAAAUGAAAAGUAUCAUUAGAAGAAAAUUCUCUCAUUUCCUCCCUGAUCCUUCUUAUAAAGGUUUUUGGUGAUUUAAAGUUAUUUAUCAAUGUAAACAGCAAUAUCUUGAUUUUUGGAGAUUUUUUUAAAACUAAUUUCUUUCUUUCUCAUUUUCUACAACAAAAUGAAGUGGAAAUAAAAAUUUAAGCUUGUGCAACAGAUUUGUUGAUAUAUUUCAUUUUUAGAAAACAGCCAUUUUAAACUUUUUAAACAAUGUAUAUUUUCUUCAUUAUCAUGGUUGUAACCUGAAGACCAGGAUGGAAAAUGGCCACUAUUAAUGGUCACUUCAAUAAACUCAUUGCAGAUUUUUGGUG